Molecule: messenger RNA, 3198 nt
Organism: Symbiodinium natans
Lineage: Eukaryota; Dinophyceae; Suessiales; Symbiodiniaceae
Source: the annotation of a GenBank genome assembly
AUGUCUAUUCAGGUGGCAAAGGCAAAGGCCCUGCGCUACUUCAAUGCGAUCUGCUACGAGGCGCCCUUCCAGAUUCCAGCUGUAAUUGAUGUUCGCAUCCUUGACACUGGUGUUUUUGCAGGUGCAAGUGAGUCGCACAUUUGUCCAUUUCGGGUGCCCCGUCCAGGUGCCAUUGAGGAGGUGCGUGUCAACCCCAUUGCUUUCCGCGCCGGAGCGCGAGCCGCAGUGCUAAACGUUUGGCAAGAUGCCGUGUCCUGCAGACAGCCAUGGUGUGUUGUAGUGCGCUACCGCGUACGAGCGGUACGCUCGUCAUUUGGCUUGGUCUUCGAAGAUCUUGUUUUCAUGAGGCCAGCUGCGCCAUCCAUUCUGCCCCAGAAGCUUCGACGCAAGAACGCGAAGAAGGCCUUCAAGGACAUCCGAAAGAGCCAUGUCGCUGACAUGCGUCGAGGGAUUUUUGAAGCUCUUUGCUUCGGAGGAUGGAGAAGCUACAAGAAGGGAGCGCGGGUCGUCAGCAAGCUUUUUCCCAAGGAGCGUCAGAAUGGCUCCAGGCGUGCCAGCUCCGGCAAGCGUAAGCUGCAGGCCAACGUGGACAGGCAAGCUGGUCACCUCAGCCCUGAUUCCACCAGGAAGGCGCCCCAGCCGUCUUUACACUGGUUCGCGGAGUGCGAUCUCCAGCCAGAACACCCUGAACUCGGGCAGGGGGCUGUGGAUGAUGCAAUCUGGGUCUGUCGGGUAGACCUACGGCGCACCGAUUUCAAUGACUUCCAGUCGCGGCACUAUGGUUCGGAAGAGGUGUUGGACGUUCUCCAAAGUGCCAUCCAUCGCCGCAGCAAUGUCGCAAUGUUUUGCCGAUGGCCUGUCCGGAGCUUGCACCCCUUGCAGCCCUUGGAGCCGCUGUGCCGGAGAUGGUUCUCCGGACUCACGCAGCUCCCACCGCGUUGGCGCGCCAAGCCUUCCAAGAAGGAGCUGACGCUGUUGAUCAAUCAGACAUCGACUUCCCGGGACAUUCUGAAGAUCAUCAAGACCCACAAAGAGAGACUCGAUGCGAUUCAUGCCAUCACGUGUCUUUGGAAAGUUGGCAAGCUCAAGGGGGCAAAUCCAGAGGUGCCGGAUGUGUGCGCUGUUGUUGCGCUGGUGGACACCCACCUGAAUCAAGGUGAUGUUGCCCCGCGCGGUCUCAGCAACAUCCUUGUAGCCCUGACCUACAUCAACGACGCCUUGCAGAAUGCUCCGCGGCGUGAACGCAGCCAGGGGCCCAUCUUCAAGCUCGCAAGGCGAGCCGCGGCGCUCCUCCGCCAUCAGGCAACGGGCGGCCAAAGCGGUUCAGCCGCAGAGGCCAACGCGCACGACGUCGCCAACGCCGCCUGGGCGGCAGCACGGCUUUGGGCGCAAGACAAGGAGAGGCAGACUCUGGAGUCCUGUUGCCACCGAUCUGCCCACACCAGGGCCUGGGACGCAGAGCCUCCAGGGCUCCGCCUCCGGCGCCGCUUCAACCGCCGCUGCAAGCGGCGCUUCCAGCGCCUCAGGCGUGGCCACGGGAAAGGAAAGGCGAAACGCGGGGUGCGGGGUAUGCUCGAGAGUCCAGAGGGAGGACCUGCAGAGAAUGUCCAAGAAUGUGGGGAACGCACAACAGUCGCUGCACGAAGUUUGCAGCUCCAGGGCCUGGCGAACCUGGCCUGGGCCUAUGCCUCGGCUGCGGAGCCACUGACCAGCCGGAGCUCCCAUCGCAGUGCUGCCGGGGAGGAGCGGGCCUUUCGAGGAAAGAUGGAGGCGCUCUUCCACGCAGUUGCCGAGACCGCACGACCUAAACUGGAGACCUUCAAGGUCCAAGAGAUGUCGAACCUGGCCUGGGCGUUCGCAAAGACCGGCAUUGAGGCACCGGAGCUUUUCGUCGCACUGGCAGCCGCCGCCGAGCAAAGGCUCGAGGAGUUCACGCCCCAGAACCUGUGCAACUUCGCCUGGGCCUUUGCUUCCCUGAGUGUCUCUGCAAGUCCAGGAGGACUUUUGGAUGGGGUCGCUGCCGAAGCUGCAAAGCGCGUCUCCGAUUUCAACUUGCAGGGCCUCUCGAACCUGGUCUGGGCUUCUGCGGUCCUCGGCUCCAAGAUCCAGGUCUUCGACCUCUUGGCCCGCGAGCUGACCCAGCGCAUCGACGCCGCAGACACGAACUCCUUGAGCGAAGCAGCUGUCACCGACAUCGUCAGGAAUACCCUCGGCGUCAUAUGGGCGCAGCAUUUUGCGCACGGUGCCGAAGCGGAGCAGUUGGUGGCGGAGGUCAAGCCGAAGCUUCGAGAGCUGGGACGUCGGAUGGACCAAACAACCCAGGGAAGAUGCAUCCCCGAGUGUCCGGCGGACCGAUGGACGAAGGAGGUCCCCGUGCCCGUCGUGGCCCUGCAUGAGCGGGAUUGCCUGGUGAUCCACAAGCCCCCAGGAUGGCAGGUGGACCAGGACAAGCUCGGCACUGAACCGAAGUUGGGGGAGCCACGCCGGCUGACGAGCUUCGUCCACCAGCUGCUGUCUCCCGAACGCUGGCCAAUCCUGGCUGAUCCAGAAGCAGGAUGCGGCUUCCUGCACCGCCUCGACGCGCCCUGCUCCGGGCUGAUCCUCGUCGCAAAGACCUACGAGGCGUACUACGACCUGCUGUUGCAGAUGAACUCGGGACAGGUGGUCCGUGAUUACAUCAUCCUGUGCCACGGCUGGGUCCCCGCUGCAAAAGAGAUGAUUGCAGCACCACUCUAUUGGGCCGAGGGAACGCGGCUACCCAGCGAAGUGCGCCACUACGGAAAGCCCUCGGUGACGCAGGUGAAGGUCCUCGCCCAUGCGCACAGCGGAAGCGGAGCCGAGAUGAGCCUUGUUGCUGUGCGCAUCUUGACCGGGAGACGUCACCAGAUUCGGAUCCACAUGGCGCACGCUGGGCACACGCUCGUUGGCGAUGGCAAGUACGGCUCGGAAGAGCAGUUCGCGAUAGACAAGGAGUGGUGCCCUCAAACCUUCUUGCACAGACACUACUUGGGUUUCGCUAUGCUCGACGGGAGCUUCGCCGAGGCGGCAGCGCCACUUCCCCAUGACCUUGCGGCUGCCCUGCAACAACUCCGACCACGCGACGCCCGUUCUGACGCCAUGCUGCGUGCAUGCGGCCCGAGUGGUGCCAGGAUACCAAACUGGGAGGAGUGCAAGGUGUUGGGGAGGCCAGCGGCAUGA